Molecule: messenger RNA, 2499 nt
Organism: Cuscuta campestris
Lineage: Eukaryota; Viridiplantae; Streptophyta; Magnoliopsida; Solanales; Convolvulaceae
Source: the annotation of a GenBank genome assembly
GGCUUUCGGUUAUUAUGGGCUGACGCAGAUCUAGGGAUGACGUCAUUUCCCGGCGACUUCCUCGGCGCCGUUGUAAUAGUUCUCAUCUUCUGGUUCUCCGGCGUUGAAGCCGCCACGGAGUUUGAUUUCGGGACCUUGACUCUGAGCAGCCUGAAGCUGCUCGGCGACGCCCACUUGUACAACAACACCGUGCGUCUCACGAGGGACCUCGAUGUGCCCACCUCCGGCGCCGGGAAGGUGCUCUACGCGAAACCGAUCAGGUUCCGGCAGCCUGCGUCGAGCACUCCGGCGAGCUUCUCGACGUUCUUCUCCUUCUCGGUGAUUAAUCUGAAUCCGAGCUCCAUCGGAGGUGGUCUGGCUUUUGUCAUCACUCCGGAGGACGAGACGGUGGGAGACGGCGGCGCUUACUUGGGAAUCAUGGGAUCGAAGGGGCCGGCGAGCAGGGUCGUGGCGGUGGAAUUCGACACUUUGAUGGAUUUGGAGUUCGGGGACGUCAGCGGGAACCACAUCGGCUUAGAUUUGGGCUCAAUGGUAUCUACUCCGGCGAGGGAUCUGGAUGCCGCCGGCGUAAAUCUCAAAAGCGGUGACCUGGUCAACUCGUGGAUCGACUACUCCGGGUCGACUCAGCUACUCACUAUCUCCGUCUCCUACUCCAAUCUGAAACCAAAGGUUCCAUUCCUUUCAAUCCCUCUAAAUCUAGGCCUCUACGUGAACGAUUUCAUGUUCGUUGGGUUCUCCGGGUCAACUCAGGGGAGCACGGAGAUCCACAGCAUCGAGUGGUGGAGCUUCACCUCAUCAUUCGAAUCCGAUCCCAAAUCGCCGAAUUCACCCGGCCCACCACCGCCGCCGCCGACCGCCACCUUGAUGAACCCCACUGCCAACUCAGUACCAGCCCCUCCGCCAUCUAUACCUCCCUCAGAGUCGAGUAAUGCCACCGCAACUGCCGCCGUCCAGGAGGAGAAAUGCCACACCCGGCUGUGCAAACACCGUGCCGGAGCGGUUGUCGGGGUGGUCACCGCGGGCACAUUCUGCCUGGCCUUCGCCGCUCUCGCACUCCUCUGGUUCUACUCAAAGAAACUGAAACCCCCCAAAUCCUCCACAGGCGCUCUAGUCGCCUCAGAUUUCAUCAAAACCCCCAAGGAGUUCUCCUACAAGAACCUCAAAUCCGCCACGAAGGGCUUCGAUCCGUGCCGGAUCAUCGGGCACGGCGCCUUCGGGACGGUGUACAAGGGGAUAUUGCCGGAGAACGGCGAGGCCGUGGCGGUGAAGCGGUGCAGCCACGGCGGCGGGCAGGGGAAAACAGAGUUCCUCUCCGAACUCUCCAUCAUAGCCACGCUCCGACACCGGAACCUCGUCCGGCUCCAAGGGUGGUGCCACCAGAGAGGCGAAGUACUCCUCGUCUACGACCUGAUGCCGAACGGGAGCCUCGACAAGGCGUUGUUCGAGUCCCGGAUGAUCCUCCCGUGGCCCCACCGGGUCAAAAUCCUCCUCGGCGUGGCCUCUGCACUGGCCUACUUGCACCAAGAAUGCGAGUCCCAAGUGAUCCACCGGGACAUCAAAACCAGCAACAUCAUGCUCGACGAAACCUUCAACGCGAAGGUCGGGGACUUCGGGCUGGCCCGGACGGUGGAGCACGACAAGUCCCCGGACGCAACCGUGGCAGCCGGAACAAUGGGUUACCUGGCGCCGGAAUACUUGUCCACGGGCAGGGCAACGGAGAAAACGGACGUCUUCAGCUACGGGGCGGUGGUUCUGGAGGUGGCGAGCGGGAGGAGGCCGAUAGAGAAGAGGGGGGAAGGAGGGGAGAUGAGGGGGAACCUAGUGGAGUGGGUAUGGAAUCUGCACAGGGAGGAGAGACUGGUAUCGGCGGCGGACCGGAGGUUGGAAGGGGAGUUCGAGGAGGGGGAGAUGAGGAGGGUUUUGCUGGUGGGGUUGGCCUGCUCGCACCCGGACCCCAUGGCCAGACCCACCAUGAGAAGUGUGGUUCAGAUGCUGGUUGGUGAGACGGAUUUGCCCUUCGUCCCGAGGGUCAAGCCCUCCGUGAGUUUCACCACUUCUCAUCUCCUUGAGACCCUGCAGGACAGCGUCUCUGACCUCAAUGGCAUGAUCGUCUUUUCCCCUUCUUCGUCUUCUACCUCAGAGAGGAACAGCUUCAUUGCUGCUGCUGGUGCUAUGGAUGAAGUGUAAGGGUAGAUUAGUCAACAACAAAAAUUUGAACCCCAACCCAACCCCAUCCCACCUUUCUAGACACACUCACUCACCUCCUCUAAGGGCAGAUUAGUAACUGCACAGGGGUUUACUGGGGAGUUAUUUUUACAAACAUUAUAAUUCAUUAAUUUAAUUUUUUUUUAGCAUCAUUAGUAUUGUUGGAAUGUUUUGUGUAAAUUGCAAACAAGACAUAAAUAAAAUAACCACUAAUGGGCGGGCUGCAGCAAGAACAUUUUAAUGAGCUUAUAUGUUGAAGGUCUCCAUUUUCUACCUUAGUUUUCUGGAUGGUCU